ACGACUUAGAUCACCUUCGCCUCUUCUAGAGAUUCAGGGCACGAUGUUUGCACGCGGAUUGAAGAGGAAGUGUGCUGACCACGAGGAAGACGUGGGGGGAGCCCUGGCUGGCUUUAAGGCCAUCCCCUCCUACAGCCUGCAGCGGCAGUCGCUCCUGGACAUGUCCCUGGUGAAGCUCCAGCUCUGCCACAUGCUGGUCGAGCCCAACCUCUGCCGCUCAGUCCUCAUAGCCAACACGGUCCGGCAGAUUCAGGAGGAGAUGACCCAGGACGGGACGUGGCGUGUGGUGGCGCCCCAGAGUGCAGGGCGGGCUCCCCUCGACCGCCUGGUCUCCACGGAGAUCCUGUGCCGCUCGACGCGGGAGCAGGACAGGCUGCACCCCGCUCCUGGCAUGGGAGAUGACCACGUGCUGGGCCCUGUUUCUGAACUUUCCACGGUCCCCUCAACACAGGCGCCAAGGAACCCACAGAAUGGCGUCUGGGAAAUGGACGGCCCUCGAGAAAACAGGGGAAACUUCCAGAAGUCACUAGACCAGAUCUUUGAAACGCUGGAGACCAGGAGCCCCGGCUCCGCGGAAGAGCUGUUCUCGGACAUGGACAGUUCCUACUACGACCUGGACACGGUGCUCACGGGGGUGGUGGGCAGGGCCGAGCCAGGCCCCUGUGACGGGCUCCAGGGCUUGGGCCCGGUGGCCACCCCUUCCCCCAGCUCCAGCUGCAAGUCGGACCUGGGCGAGCUGGACCACGUGGUGGAGAUCCUGGUGGAGACCUGAGGCCGGGCCACUGCCGCCCCUGGGUGCUCGCCGCUCUGUGCCGCCUGAACGCACCGAGCGCUCGAUCCCGAGAAG
Messenger RNA from Propithecus coquereli (Coquerel's sifaka), 847 nucleotides. RefSeq names its product cell division cycle associated 4 (gene CDCA4). The transcript has 2 exons. Gene Ontology annotation, molecular function: transcription regulator activity. NCBI's taxonomy places the organism in Eukaryota, Metazoa, Chordata, Mammalia, Primates, Indriidae. The record is from RefSeq and is a predicted model, not a curated record. The coding region runs from base 44 to 772 and encodes 242 amino acids. Gene Ontology annotation, cellular component: nucleus.